Sphaerulina musiva SO2202 is the source of this 2050-nucleotide messenger RNA. RefSeq names its product cytosolic Fe-S cluster assembly factor CFD1. Gene Ontology annotation, cellular component: cytosol. Lineage: Eukaryota; Fungi; Ascomycota; Dothideomycetes; Mycosphaerellales; Mycosphaerellaceae. The transcript has a single exon. Bases 18 to 1004 code for a protein of 328 amino acids. The record is from RefSeq and is a predicted model, not a curated record. Gene Ontology annotation, biological process: iron-sulfur cluster assembly. Gene Ontology annotation, molecular function: ATP-dependent FeS chaperone activity; 4 iron, 4 sulfur cluster binding; ATP binding.
CGCAAGCCACGCCAUACAUGUCUUCUUCUUCUUCGUCGUCGUCGUCGCCCUCGCUAGCUGGGAUCAAGCACAUCGUCCUCGUCCUCUCCGGCAAAGGCGGCGUCGGCAAGUCCAGCGUCACCACCCAACUCGCCCUCUCUCUAUCCCUGCAAGGCCACUCCGUCGGCCUUCUAGACGUCGAUCUCACCGGCCCUUCGAUUCCGCGAUUCCUCGGAAUUGAAGCCUCCAAAGUCACACAGGCGCCUGGCGGAUGGCUGCCCGUGCCCGUGCACGAAGCAAGAAAUAGCGAGCAGCAGACGAGUGAGCACGAGGAGAAGAAUGGACAAGAACAACGACCACCACAAGCCCUGGGCAGACUCAGCGCCAUGUCCCUCGGUUUCCUCCUCGCCAACCGGAGCGACGCAGUGGUGUGGCGCGGACCCAAAAAAACCGCCAUGAUUCGCCAAUUCUUGUCGGAUGUCCAAUGGGGCACCUUGGACUACCUCCUCAUCGACACCCCGCCGGGAACCAGCGACGAGCACAUUUCGCUCGUGGAAACUCUGCUCAAGUCUGCGACGCCGGAACAGUUAGCGGGAGCAGUCAUCGUGACGACCCCGCAAGCCAUCAGUGUCAGUGAUGUGAAGAAGGAAAUCAACUUUUGCCGGAAAGUCAAUGUGAAGAUUCUGGGUGUGGUGGAGAAUAUGGCUGGUUUUGUGUGUCCGAAUUGCUCCGAGUGUACGAAUGUGUUCUCCAAGGGUGGUGGACAAGCCAUGUCCCAAGAGUUUGCCGUCGAUUUCUUGGGGAGUCUGCCCAUUGAUCCCAUGUUCAUUCGCCUGAUUGAAGAAGGCAAGCGGCCGAGCUAUCCAGAAGGCACUGUCAUCAAAGGUCGCCAGAUGCAGACAGGGAGAGAAGGGGAAGAUGCGGAAAAUACGGAAGGCUUGCUUGUCGACAAGUAUACUGCUUGCUCUCUACAGCCUCUCUUUGAGGGCAUUACUAAAGCGCUGAUUACGAAAAUUGGAACAUGAUACGACUCUUCCAUCGUCCACGUGGAACGCAAAACGCCCCCAUCCGGAGUCUCUCUCGACCCAACAACCCAAAGUCCAUGCUCGAACAACAUGCCACUCACUCCAAACCCGCGCCGAUAUCUGCAGACCCUAACUGUACAGUCUUUCAUGUGCACCCAUCGCCCUAUCGAUCCUCUCCGGCUCAUCACAGAGCGCAAUUCAGUCCCAGCAAUCCACAAUUCUUUGUUGGAGUAGCCGCCGGGGCCACAGUGGGCGAGCUGAUCGUAGUCGACGAGAGAGUAGGCUUGGGCACAGAGCUACACGAAGUGAAGUUGUUCGACCCCACACUACAGUACGAAACCGUAGAAGUCGUGUACACGGUCGUGACUGGCAAAACGACUGUAAUCUUGCUGUUGCUCGUCGUCGGUGUGGUGACGGUGCUCAGAGUCGCCAAAAUCGGACUGCCAGUGCCCGCACUGGGAGUGGGGCCUUCACAGAGCAAACCGCCGAGGACAUUGAGACCCAAGACACAUCUCUGCGUCGUCAAGCUAGAUUGGGAUGAAGGGCCACAAUUGAGUCCAAGCAGACCACAAUCAGAAUAUGUCGAGGUAGAUGAUGAUGAUGGAGCCGCAGAAACAGCAGGCGUCGUGGUCGUGGUCGUCGUUGUCGGGUAGACAUAAGCGGAAGCCGAUCUCGAGCUCACCACAGUCGGUCUCGCAGUAGCCGCCAAAGAAGUAGAAGUAGAUCCAUCCGGUUCAACAAUCCUCUUGCCAGCCAUGACCACCGUAUCCGCAAUACUCGAUCCCUCCGCCACAGUUCCCAGAUCCGAAAUGAACACACAUUGCCCCUUUUCUGCCGUAGCAGCAAUGCAAUUCGUCAUAUUCGAGCACUGAUUGCUGCACACAAUCGUCGAAGGCACAGUAAACGCCGCAGCAUUAACAUCUCGUGCAUCCAACUUCUUCAUCUCAAAUGAAUCAUUCUCCUCCAUCAUCUCCAUCUCCCCCCUCGUAGAAAUCCCCGCCGACCCGGUAAUAUUCACACUAAACGGAAACGUGACAUUACACAAC